Messenger RNA from Triticum aestivum (bread wheat), 1065 nucleotides. RefSeq lists its product as uncharacterized. Lineage: Eukaryota; Viridiplantae; Streptophyta; Magnoliopsida; Poales; Poaceae. Gene Ontology annotation, molecular function: rRNA N-glycosylase activity. Bases 287 to 856 code for a protein of 189 amino acids. Gene Ontology annotation, biological process: negative regulation of translation. The record is from RefSeq and is a predicted model, not a curated record. The transcript has a single exon.
CCAGUCAAUUGGCCGGGUCACUUUAUCCUUGUGAAACAAAAGUGGGAAAUUGUUGGAAGUGAACAACUUGAACUUAGCACAUGUUGCAUUCUGGCAUUCUGGCAGCCAGAAUGCUAUUGAUCAGAAAGCUACCCAAUUGAUCAGAUCAGUCACAUGAGUUCUUCUGGCACUCAUCACGCUGCUUUCAGCUGUGCAAUGCGAUAGGUGUGCUUGUCUGUUACCCACCAUAUAUACUUUAUCCGUUGCUCGGGAGAAGAGAUGUACGUACCAACCCGUUUGAUUCGCCAUGGCCGCCUUCCGCCUCCUCUUCCUCGUCCUUUCCUGCAUCGCCGCUGGCUGCAACAGUGUUGUCGCUGUCGCGGUCGACGACCAGCCGCUGCCGCAGCAGGAGUUCUGCAUGGCGUCGUCUUCUUCUUCGUGCCCGGAAGCUGCCGUCGACGCUGAGCCGCUCAAGGAGGAGACCAGCGUGAUGUACAAGGAGAAGGCCAGCUCGUUCUUCAGACAUGAUGGUCGCACCAUCAAGGUCGACUUCGUACUCCCCGCCAGCAACAGCAUAGCCGCCGCUGGGGACGAGGACCUGCAGCUGCGGCAGGAAGCCAUGGCGCAGGCCAUUACGGUCCUCUCCCGCUACAGCCCAGAGACCACCGACCAACAGACGCUCAAGCGGGCGAUGGGGGUGGUGAACCUCGAGGCUCAGCGGUGGAAGCCCAUCUUCAGGGCCGUCAACAGGGUGCUGGAGAGCGGCGCCGACGACCGCACCAAGGAGGAGGCGUUCGCCCAGGCCAGGGUGCAGCUCAACCGCGACCUCGGCCAAGAAGGUCCCAACGCCCUCAAGCUCGACUUCCGCUUUCUGUGACAUGCAUCGCCAAUUCGCCACCUCUGCCUUAAUUUCUCUUUCGGCCUUAGCGCGCCCUAGAUCUCUAUGGUGUUGUUAGUCGUGGGGCGCUCCCGUCCGUGCGCUGCGGCUUGUCGCAGUUGUCGGAGCUCCACCAUUAUUUUCCUUCGACUUCGUUCGUCAUUGUGUUUGCAUUUCUUAGUCAGCGAGGUGGUUAUUUUCUUACUCUA